Hippoglossus stenolepis (Pacific halibut) is the source of this 2191-nucleotide messenger RNA. Its product is annotated as keratin, type I cytoskeletal 9-like. Bases 778 to 1719 code for a protein of 313 amino acids. NCBI's taxonomy places the organism in Eukaryota, Metazoa, Chordata, Actinopteri, Pleuronectiformes, Pleuronectidae. The record is from RefSeq and is a predicted model, not a curated record. The transcript is spliced from 2 exons.
AUUCCUGACUGAAGCAGUUCAUCAGUGUGAGACUUAUUUACUCCAGACUCCACAGUGACCUUCACGCUCUGCUCUGCAGCCAGGAGGCGCCCUCGGGCUGAUAUCGAUUCUUAAAGCAUUUUCUUCAACUUCUCUUAAAGUGGCCAAACGUAUGUUGUUGCUAUCGCUACAUAGCUAACGUUAGCAUUAACAGCUGUUUAGUUUCAAUUAAAUUCAAGACUUAAUUCUAUUGCUCACAAAGUUCUGUUCAGUCGGCCACGGCUGAUCUGAUGGCCGACAUGACAGCUCCCAAAACAGCUCAAUCGCCCCCUGGUGGCUGACUGCAGUACAAGUCAUUAACUUCCUCCUCCUCGUUAUUUAACCUCUUGUCUCGUAAACACAGGGACAAGAAACCAUGUUCACCAGAGGUUUAAAUGAACAUACAGCACCUUUAAGUUUCAUCCUUUUUAUUUAAGUCUGAUUCUUCUUCUGCAUUUGAUUUGUUAUUUGUUGAACCUUUUAACUCCGGGUCGUGUUUUCCCCCUGGAGGCGGCAGGAAGUGAGGCGGUCCUGCCCUGCUGCUCUCACUCCUCCACUUCCUGCUGCUCCUCCUCUGAACGGCACUGUGUGAACGACCCGGUGUGAACGACGUCUACAGAACUCUAGAGAUCGCAGGCUUCAUUCAAACCGGUGAAAACAGACGAAAACCUCCAUCUCCUCAUCAGGGAUUUAGUUCAUUCAUCUUUUACGGAUCUUAAAUCAGUUUAAGCCUCAGGUUCAGGAUCGUUGUGAGGAAACAUGGACGAUGUGUCUGCGUGUCCCUCUGUGGACUUCAGUCGAUCUACGACCUCUAACGACCUGGUGGACGAGCUCGAAGCAAGUUUGACGUCUUUCGUGAAUCUCUACGAUCGACAUGAAGAUCGUCUUCAGAGAGCGUCGGAGAGCUUCACGCAGACGGCCGCUCGAGUGCGUGAAGCACGGGAGGUCGUUCCUGCAAAUAGAACGAUUCGCGGCGUGUUCGGCGGCGCUCUCGGUGCAGUUUCUGGCGCCAUCGCUGGUGGAGUCGGGGGGGCUUUGGGGGCAGUUGCUGCGACAACUUGCCAGAGACUUUGUGGAGAAAUCGGCGCAGUCGGUGCGACUGUCGGCUUCGCUGGCAGCGUGGUCGGGGGUGUAGCUGGGGGAGUGUUUUCUGGAAGCGUCGGCGGUGCUGUCGGCGCCACAACUUCAAGUUCAUCUCAUGGUGCAGUGAGCGAUGCAUUAUGGGUCGCCAUCGGUGUUGCCACAGGUGGUGCAAUCGGCGGUACUUUUGGCAGGACAGUCGGUGCAGCAGGUGGCGCUGUUGGUGGCGGUUUUGGUGCGUUGCUGGGGACGAGAUUUGCCGUUUAUGUAGCUGGAGGCGAGAAAGAAAAGAAAGUGACGAGGCAGGAAGUGAGCGUGAUCCAAAAAACUGGACUCGACUUCUGUGAAACCAUCAAACCUCUGCAGGUGGAGCUGAGCUCAAUAAAAACCAUCAGUGAGAAAAUACAGUUCAGUCCUGACGUUCAACGUGUCACACGACAAACCGCAAAGACUCUGGCUGCUGCGGCCGCGAUGGAGGAAACCGCGGCUGAUCCUCAGAGAGACGCAGAUUUAACUCAGUUUGUGGAAGAAGCAGCGAAACGAAGCAGACGAAUCUGUGAAGAGCUGAAAACAACGAGGACGGACGCAGAGAAGCUUCUGAUUCCACUGAGGAAACUCUGAAGACGAAAGUAAAACAAGAGCCGAACAAAAUCAAACACGUCGUCAACUGUUGAUGAAUCAGAACUAAUAGGAACAGACAUCAUCUUGUUGUCAGAACCGUACUUUCUUAUUAAUUUGCUGCCUUCAAAUGGAGCUUGUGAGCUUGUGGUUAAGAGGUGGAAACAGUUUAAUGUUAAAAACAAUAUAAAUGUCUAAAUUUCAACACACAAACUAGUUGAAACUGUUUUUUUAUUAAAACUUUUUAGAGGAAAGUCACUUGUGUUUUCUCUCUAUCGCAAAUUAAAAAAGUUAUUUCAAUAAGAAAAUCAAUGAAUGAUGAUGGAAGAUGUUUUGUGUAAAGAAAUAUCCAUCAUUUAGUUUUUUAUAAGUAUUUUGUUUUACAUAUAACUGUAGAGAAUAACUAGAUAUGAGAUAUGUAACUACACUGAAAAACCCCAAACAAAUGUAAAUGUUUAAAAUAAAAUUACACUGA